GUGACCCGGGCAGAACCGACCGCAAAUGAUUAACAUCAACCCCGGUGAAACAUCGGAAACCCUCCAGGCUGCUGCUGUUUUACCUCACACAGGACUUCCGUUUAAUCAGCCAUAAAAGGUUUCAUUAAAUUAUACGACUUUUUCUGCUGUGCCCCAGAAGAUCCCGGGAAAAUAUUUAUUUUUCGGGGUAGGGGUGCAAAAUAAAUAAUUCUCCCACGCUUGGGAUGAGUGAGUGUUGAAACAUCGGUAAAUCGGGAAGCGAAGUGUGUGCCGUGUUUCGGUAUAUCAAACCGUAAUUGAUAGCGCGUCCCGAUAGUGGGACGGAAAUUGUUGAACCAGACCGCCAUUCGGGGCGACACCUAAUUGGAUCCGAAUCGAAACAAAACGACAACGACGAACGGAAGAAUCAAUGCGGUCGGAAACAUUAUUUAUGCGGAUCGUUGAAGGUCCAACAAAAACAACAACCGGUAGCCAUUGGUCUGGCAAUCAUACGGAUCAAUAUCGGAAGGAUGAUUCCGACAACUGAUAACCACAUCAUCCGUAGGCUUCCGUUUUCGUUGCGGUUUUGUGGCAGAUUAUGUUGAGCUCGAAACGCGGCCCGGUGACAUCCGGACUUGCUGGGCGGCUUUCGAUGAUUCUGCAAUUGCUGUCUGGUUUGCUACUGACGCAUCAUCUUACACUUUCGGAUGGAGUCGCCAUGGCAAGUGAACCCUCCCUCGCAGCUUCUUCGCAUCUUUGCGGGGGAACUCUAACGGCCAGCCACGGGGUCCUGCAGACGCCGAAUUUUCCGGAACGAUUUCCGGUUCCGAUCAGCUGCAUCUGGAUCAUCGAUGCUUCCGCCGUAGUGGCAACAAAUAUUUCGAUCGUGGUCUAUCUGACCCAGCAAUACGUGCUAAGUGGGUUGCGAUUUACCGAGUACAUGUACUACAGUGAAGAUUUUAAGGUGCCCAGUACUAAUGUGUUUGAUCUGACCGAGGAUGAGGUCACGAAUGUGCCGUGGAUUAAGUUUAAUAGCCCGUAUUUGGAGAUCCGAUUUACCAUGGAUAAUCUUUAUGGAACGCAUUUGAGAGCGUUGGAUCAGUUGCUGGAUGUGUAUGGCUUUAACAUCACGUAUGAGGUGGAUGCUGUAAAGCCGUAUCAGUGUAAUGCACUGCAGUGUCGGUUUCUGGGCAACUGUUAUGCCAAGGCUGAUUUCUCAUCAUACUAUUGUGCUUGCUAUCCAGGCUUUAGUGGUCCGGACUGUGGCUAUGGACCACUUUGCAAAAAUUCGCAUAUCUGCGAGAAUGGAGGAACAUGCAAGUACAUCGGUGAUAAUGCUGUAACUUGUAUAUGUCCGGCAGGAUUUAAGGGCAACAAAUGUGAAGUCAGCGAGUAUGAUGAAAUCACAGUUCGUGGAAGGGCCAAAUACGAGGUUUCGAUGCGGUUGGCUAAUUCUUCCUAUUUCGAAACCGGCGAUGGAGGCGAUCGACAGCUGAAGGAGUAUGCAGCCAGCUCGCUCGAGAAAUAUGUAAGUAUUUAA
Messenger RNA from Uranotaenia lowii, 1519 nucleotides. Its product is annotated as fibropellin-1-like. The transcript is spliced from 4 exons. The coding region runs from base 578 to 1519 and encodes 313 amino acids. NCBI's taxonomy places the organism in Eukaryota, Metazoa, Arthropoda, Insecta, Diptera, Culicidae. The record is from RefSeq and is a predicted model, not a curated record. Gene Ontology annotation, molecular function: Notch binding. Gene Ontology annotation, biological process: Notch signaling pathway.